GUGCAUUAAAUUGUUUACACUUAAGGCGCCACAUCGAUACCAGCAUUCAGGUCCUCGGCCGUGAGGAGCGCGGCAUUAAAGGCACAGUGGGGGAAAGUACGCGCACUUCCGCUUUCACAGCGCAGCUGUGAGUUUAAGAGGCGCUGAGGCGAUGCCAAACCCUCAGAUCUGCUUUCCGUUCGGCGCCGGCCGGAUCUCCGCUGCACACAGUGCGCAAUGUAUGCAAAUCGUCACCACGGGGGACUAGUUCGUCGGCGGUGCGGACCCGGGCGCUAGCAUCCGGCGUAUGGAUUCGAACCCUCGCGUCUCUCUAUGCGGCACACGGCGGACAGAACUUUUAACGCAGGGCAAACAGCAGGCGACCGGGGGACAUCUUACGGCGCGCGAUCGUAUUACGCGAAGUGCCGCCCGGCGAGGAGCGGCAUGGGGAACCAGAUGGACAAGCUGUCGCAUUUAAGUUACGCAGAAGUUCCCACGGUGGACCCGAACGGCGUGGACGCGGAGGACGGUCCGCGGCUCGGCGUCUCUUACAUAUUUUCCAACGACGACGACGACCUGGAGGACGGCUGCGCGAUCGACGGCACGGCGAAGGACCCGAAUCAGGAAGAGAAGCGAUACAACCAGCGCGACGAGGUGGAGUGCGCCGUGUACAACAGGGACGAGUGCAUCUACGAGAGGAGCGCCCAGUGCGCCAACCCGGAGGUCUACUCCCCCGAGAACCUGCUGAACAAGUGCAAACCAGGGGACCUGGUGGAGUUCGUGGCCACCGCUCAGUUCCCGCACUGGGCCGUGUACGUGGGGGACUUUCAGGUGGUGCACCUCCACAGGGCCGAGGUGAAAAACAGCUUUCUGACGGACGCCAGCCAAGGGCGCAGGUGUAGGAUCGUGAACGACCUGUACAGACUGAAAGCUCUCGGCCCGGACAUGGUGGUGCAGAACGCGAUGGAGCAAGUGGGCUUGAAGGACCGGGGGCUGAGCUGGAGGAACUCCGAGUGCUUCGCCGCCUGGUGCCGCUUCGGCAAGAGGGAGUUCAAAACGGGAGGGGAGAUCCGCAUCGGCAAACAGCCCUACAGGUUGAAAAUAGUCCUGUCCGACAAGCAGUCGCACGUGUUGGAGUUUCAGAGUUUGGAGGACGUGAUCAUGGAGAAGAGGAGGAACGAUCACCUGGGCAGGGCGGCCGUGUUGCAGGAGCUGGCCACUCACUUCAGCAGCAGCAGCGUGGAGGAGAUCCAGAAGUGACUAAUGAGGAGAGUGGGGCGGGGCGGUAUCCUCCUCCUCCUCCCCCUCCUCCCUUUGUGAUGACUUUCAUAACAACAUGCUUUACAAGUAGAGUAGCCUUUGGUACACAUGAGCUGUUGCACCGUGCUUUGAUCUAUAGCAAGCCUUUCACAUUAGUUGGAGCACACGUGUCAUCAUUUAUCCGAAAUUGUCGUUUUAUAUGUUUUCAUAUACGAAUGAAACUAUUUUAAUGCCUUAAAGCCACAAUCAUCGACGUCCUGAGAUGCUUAGUGGCCUUAGAAAUUUCAAUUAUGUGGGGUCAAUUGAAUGAAUCAAAUUAGUCGGAAUAGCUCUGACAGCCCGUCCCCGUGGAAUGUGUAGUUAAAAAUAAAGCUUUACAUAUGGACCUGUCACUAUCCUGUAAGUAGAGCGGAUGUUUCUCUAUGGAUAGUGAACUCUGUUACUUGAUCCUUGUGUGUUUUAGUUUCAGCUCACUCAGACAGAAAUGUGUCAGAACUGCUCGCUGAAUUCAAGAGGGAUUCCUUCUGCCUUUUUUAAAAUCCUCCCCCCAGCACAUUGUGUAUGGAAUGUCAUGGAGCUGGUCAUCUGUUACACUGAUCACAGUAUGUCUUAACUGUACCCAAAGUUCAAGUAAACCAUGACCUCCUUAUCAAAAGGACUCCUCGU
Pungitius pungitius (ninespine stickleback) is the source of this 1905-nucleotide messenger RNA. It is a transcript of the gene lratd2a, whose product is annotated as LRAT domain containing 2a. The record is from RefSeq and is a predicted model, not a curated record. NCBI's taxonomy places the organism in Eukaryota, Metazoa, Chordata, Actinopteri, Perciformes, Gasterosteidae. The transcript has 2 exons. The coding region runs from base 313 to 1239 and encodes 308 amino acids.